CGGCCGUCGACGACGGCCUAGAAGCAGCGAAGACUUUCUACGUCGACGGACCUGGCGGCACCGGAAAAACGACUCUGUACGGAUGCCUCAUUUGGUCGCUCCGCAGCAGUGGCCGGUCGGUGUUAUGCGUCGCAUUCACCGGGAUCGCAGCGUCACUCAUGGACGGCGGCAUGACCGUGCACUCGACGUUCGGAUUGCCGUUCGGCACGCUGACCGACGACUCUACAUCGACCAUCACCAUGCAGUCCGAGCGAGCGCGCAAGAUACGCGACGCGGCACUCAUCGUGUGGGACGAGGCGCCAAUGUCCCCGGGACUGCAGCUGACGGUGGUGGACCGCCUGCUCAGGGACGUCAUGGGAUCAGAAUUACCGUUCGGCGGUAAACCCAUGCUGUUCGCGGGCGACUUCAGGCAGAUAUUGCCCGUGGUCCGAAGAGGAUCGAGGGCUGACAUCGUCAUGUCCUCGAUCAGGCACAACAGUCUGUGGCGUGGCAUGGAGCGCUUUAACCUGGUCCGCAACAUGCGCGCCGACAACGACGCGCGCUUCGCCGCUUGGUUGCUCCAGCUCGGCAACGGUCGACUGCCCGCGGUCGACGGUGUCCCAGACACCGUGCAAAUCCCCCGGGCAAUGACAUGUGACGUUGCUGAUCUCAUAGAUUUCGUCUAUCCGGAGCAAAUGUCGUUGGCCAACGUCGACGACUUUUCUCGGAGAAUCGUUCUGUGUCCCAGGAACGACGAAUGUCGAGCCGUCAACAGGGACGUGCUUCAGCGCGUCGACGGUGCCCAGAGGAGCUACACCUCCAUCGACACCGUGGUCGUCGACGAUCCCGACGAAGUGGCCAAUUUCCCCACAGAAUUCAUCAACAGUUUGGAACCGGACGGCCUGCCGCCGUACCGGCUGACGUUGAAGGUGGGGUCAAUCGUCAUGCUGCUCAGAAAUCUCGAACCGAAGAGACGGCUGUGCAACGGCACUAGGUUGGUGGUCACCGAACUGCGUCAUCACAAUUUCAAGGCCAGGAUUUUGAACGUUGACGCACAGGACGAUAUAGUCGUGCCUGCGAUACCGCUCACGUCCAGCGGCGAGGUUGUCGUUCUCCAUGACUAUCAACAAGUCGCAGGGUCAGACGUUCGACCGAUCAACAAAACAGAAACGGGCAUACAGCGGGGCAUGGUAUUACACUAA
This is a messenger RNA of Myzus persicae (green peach aphid), 1181 nucleotides long. Its product is annotated as ATP-dependent DNA helicase pif1-like. The coding region runs from base 159 to 1181 and encodes 340 amino acids. The transcript has 2 exons. The record is from RefSeq and is a predicted model, not a curated record. NCBI's taxonomy places the organism in Eukaryota, Metazoa, Arthropoda, Insecta, Hemiptera, Aphididae. Gene Ontology annotation, biological process: telomere maintenance; DNA repair. Gene Ontology annotation, molecular function: DNA helicase activity.